Molecule: messenger RNA, 1501 nt
Organism: Spinacia oleracea (spinach)
Lineage: Eukaryota; Viridiplantae; Streptophyta; Magnoliopsida; Caryophyllales; Amaranthaceae
Exons: 4
Coding region: 354-1109 (251 amino acids)
Molecular function (GO): GTPase activity; GTP binding
Source: RefSeq, a predicted model, not a curated record
AUUGUAGAAUAUUGAAUUUUGUCCAAAAGGAAGUUUUUCCUCGACCCCCCGUUUAUCUCUCUCCUUCUCGACCCCUUCUUGAAUUCAUCCCCAUUCUUUAUUUGUAUGUCACUCAAACAUUUCGUUCUCUCUUUUUCGAUUUUUCUGAACACAGUUGUUCUUCGGCACUUUGCAAUCGGAUAACCCUAUUCUUUAUACGGAAACGAGCUCAACGUGAAAAUUCAUAUAUUGUAUCAUGGAAUAAAGAUUAAAUUUUUGGAGAAUACAAUCGCCAGACGUGUGGGAUUAAUAACUUCAACUAUGAUACUUAGAGCGGGUUAUGAAGCAGCAAGUUUCCCUUUUGUCAUCUUAGCAUGGUCACAUUCAUGAGCAGUGUUUUAUACACUUCCAAUUUUAUAAGAUGGGUUUUGGACGUUUGUGCAGCUGCUAGCUUCACCUGGGAAGGCUGUGAUCAUUACCCACUACUUUACAAGGAAAAGUACUGCUUUGAUUCACAAUACAGAUUUCUCUAUAUCAUCUCCAUUGAAUUGGAGGGAUUCACCUUGGUUGGAGUGGUAAUGGGGGCUUUUAUGUCAAGAUUUUGGUUUAUGUUAUUCCCAGCUAAGGAGUAUAAGAUUGUGAUUGUUGGUCUAGAUAAUGCUGGAAAGACAACUACCCUUUAUAAAUUACACUUGGGGGAUGUGGUUUCAACUCACCCUACGGUGGGCAGCAAUGUCGAGGAGCUUGUCUACAAAAAUAUUCGAUUUGAGGUUUGGGAUUUGGGUGGGCAGGAUAGACUGAGGACGUCAUGGACCACAUAUUAUCGAGGAACACAUGCUGUCAUUGUGGUGAUUGACAGCACAGAUAGGGCCAGGAUUUCGAUCAUGAAAGAUGAGCUCUUCAGAUUGCUUCCUAACGAGGAUCUGCAACAAACUGUUGUGCUGGUCUUUGCCAAUAAACAGGAUCUGAAGGAUGCCAUGACUCCUGCAGAGAUUACUGAUGCUCUAUCCCUCCACAGCAUAAAGAAUCACGAUUGGCAUAUCCAAGCUUGCUCUGCCCUAACCGGUGAUGGGUUGUAUGAUGGAUUGGGAUGGAUUGCCCAGCGGGUUGCUGGGAAAGCUACGAGUUAAUUCGACCUCAGAUGUGCUGUUGUUUGUUAACCCUCUUUUUUUGUUAAUUAUUAUCAUACAGGUGCAUAUGUACUGUUUGUUCUUGUAAUAAGUUUACAUCAGAACAAGAUAGAUUGCUUACGAAGUUGGAGUUUCCUUAAAAUAUCUGUUGCUUUCUGUAUGAGAUCUCUCCUAGACUGCACUUGAUUAAUGGUUCAAUUUUUUGGGAGGACGAGAUAUAGGGGUGAAUACAACAGAACUACUUAUAUUGUUUUGUGCAACAGUUGCCGUCAGUUGUUGGAUGGCGGUUGCUGAUGUGUUUCAACGUAUGUCGAUAGUGUAUCUUGUACUCGAACAUAUUUGAAAAGCACGUGAAUUGUGUUGAUUGAAUUGUGUUGAUUGUUUUCCUCUAA